CCACCAUUCAACUUCAUCCGAACAACCUUUUCCAAACUUCCAACCAUCUUGAAUAAUAACCCUCCUAAAAGUCGGGCAUUACUCAUCUCAACUAUUACUACUGAAUACGGCUUCCGGAGAGGCCCUAGUAGGUACCAUUGGGAUUUGACGCUGUAGUGCUUGAUAAGCUCUAAUAUGGAGUACUCACUUGAUAUCUAACAUAUGGUAGAUCCAUCUAGCAUACCCGCCCUGAAUGGUCAACGGCAUAGCAUCCUUGAGUAGUCUGCAUGUGGGGGGCACAGAGCGGAAGAUUGCGUUAUUGCACCAAACGUGCAAACAGAAUGAGUAUACCGUAAGAUAUACUUCUCCAUCAUGUCAUCGAAACAGGAUAAACCAUCCACCGUGCCCAAGUUUUCCUCAUUUAAGCCUCCACUUGAGAAGCCUCAACCCCAAAAUGAGACCAAGACCAACCUUGAGGAACUAAAACAACGCGGUACGCUUUCUAUCUCAAGGCGCGAACACCAAGAUUCUUCAGGAGUUAUAUCACGUCAUACGGAGAAGGCCCGUCAUCAUAAGCUCUCACAGCGACCUUCCUCACAAGAACAAGAUAGAGACACUUUCUUCGUAUACGAUAAGCGAGGCGACUCCUUGAUUCGGAGAUAUGGCGGUAACGAUCGCCGUGAUGUCCCUAACUACCGCCGUUUUGGGUCCGGCCGUAUCUUAGGGGCCAAUGGCUACAUGAGAAUUGACCAUACAGGUAGCCGUGAUGAGUUCUUUCUUCUAGGCUUCCGUGAAAGCGGUUCCCUACUCGGUAGUGAUAGGAAGAGCCUUCUAGCCAAGGGCGGUCAUUUUAAAUCGCAGGCUAUUAGGGUUCGACAAGAACAGUCCCAAACUGUGGCCGGUUCAGAGGAUUUUGUAUCCCUAAAGACAUCAAGAAAGCGAAAGCGGGAUGGAUCCGAACCAGGAGAUUCGUCGAGCGACGAAGGACAAGCCUAUAGGUCAAUUCAUGGCAAAAGCAAAAGCCAUGAGCAUUCCGAUAGUGAUGUUGACUACGACAGUGAGACAUCUACAGGCGCAAGGGACCGAGGUGCGGAUGAGCCCACGAGCUUAAAGACGAUUGAGCUGUCUAGGAGAGUCCGUGACCAUCCGCAAGACGUUGAUGCUUGGCUAGAGCUUGUCAAACAUCAAGAUACUCUUCUGCGAAUAAGUGGGCAAGACAGUCGCCAUCCCACCGCAGCAGAGAUUAAGAGUUUUGCUGAUAUUAAACUGUCCUUGCUCGAGCAAGCCUACUCUCAUGCGACCACUGACUCGCAGCGAGAGAGGCUACAGUUAAGAAUCAUGCAAGAAGGUUCGAAGAUAUGGGACAGCAUAACUAUGUCAAAACGAUGGGAAUCGGCUCUAAAGGAGCACGGGGCCAGUUUUGAAUUGUGGAAAGAGUAUACAAACUUCCGGCAAACAAGAUUAUCGACAUUUCAAUAUGAGGAACUCCUACAACACUAUGCCAAUCGUUUGAACCGGUUAGCGAGGGAGGCUUUGAUAAAACAAGACGAGUCGAAAAAAUUUCGAAACCUUCGAGUCUUUCGAAUCUACGAACAAAUGAUAUAUGUCUUCUUAAGAGCUACACGUUUCAUCGCAGAUUCCGGGUAUAAAGAACUUGGCAUAGCAGCAUGGCAGGCCGCCUUAGAAUUAACAUUUGCGCGCCCACCCAAUUUUCCCGAGAAAAUAUCUAUUGCUCCGCCAUCUGGCUUCCUGGAUUUUUGGGAAAGCGAGGUACCGCGGAUAGGAGAGGAUGGGGCUUUGGGGUGGAUGACUUUCGAACAAGGCGACCGAGAACCGGAACUUCCCGAGCCCCCCAAAACUCCAGAUGAGUUUGUAUCUCCAAGUACUCGGGAUGGCUAUAAAGCUUGGUCAAUCAUGGAGCAACACCGAGCUCGGGUGGCGGCAAAUCCCGCUCGUACUAUGGAUGUUGGAGAAGAGGACGAUCCAUUCCGUGUCGUCAUGUACGCAGAUAUCCAGGAUAUACUCUUACAUCUUCCGAACGAGGCCAUUCCUAGUCUUCAACGUCAACUGCUAGAUGCAUUUUUAAUAUUCUGCCAACUACCUCCAGCGUUCGCUUCUAGCGAAAUUGUCCGGGAUAUGCUUCAGGAUAGUUUUCUCGUUCGUAGUCCAGCGGACCCAAUCACCGUAGAGAGCUCGUCUAAUCUGAUUAUAAAUACUGAGGAGCAAAACAAAAGACCGCCGGAGUUCUCACAUGACUACGAGCGAAUGCAAAUCACACCAGAGGUUCUCUUUCCGGUACCUAAUUGGUUUAGAAGUAUGAAGAAAAUUCGAGGUGACGUUCCCACGGAUCAAUACAUGUGGAUUUCGACUACAUUAAAGCAGCUCGUUCGUACAUUUGGCAUAUGUGAGCUAGGCCCAUAUUAUCUCGCCUUUGAAUCGAUGAACGAGCCCGGGCAUGAAAAGAAAACGGCAAAAGCACUCCUGAAACAAGAUUCUACAAACGUCGACUUAUACUUGGGUUACUGUAUACUCGAAUGGAAAAAAGGCAACAAGGAUAUCGUUCGCAUUACGAUCCCUGCUGCGAUGAGCUUGCCAGCCAUAACAGUUCAUAGCAAGCUCUCCUUGAACAUUGCUGCCGCAUGGAUGGAGCUUGAAGAUUGCAACUUGGUUAAGGCAACCCUACAAUUAUGUAUAUUGUCAGAUGACCCCUCUUCUACGAGAUCAAUAUCGGAAAACCCGCCAGCUUCCACGGCCCAGAUACUGAAGACGAGACAUUUUCUCUCAUCGAACCGAGACUAUUUGUUGUCGUCAGGCGAUGCCGAGAAUGCCAUCAUAUAUGCUGAGGGUCUAGCGCUGCUUGAAUAUUUAACACGGCAGAGUAAUAAGGAACCCUCUAGCGGAAGCCAAGGGGAUAUUUGGUCCGCAAUAUCUAGUAUCUCUACCUGUUCUGAUGAGCUGGUAUCUCGAGAUCUUAGGAGUAGUCCACAUCAUGAGAGAUUGCUACAGUUUGCUGCUCGUUUACUUUACUAUCAUGCUAGCCAAGGGCCAUUCAGACCCGGGUUCCUUCGUGAGCAGCUAACGAAGUACAUCAAUUUCUUCCCCCAGAACACGAUCUUCCUCAGCCUUUACGCAUGGAGAGAAGCGCGCCUUAGUAUAGACGAUAGGGUACGUUCAAUCCUCGACGAGGUCGUUCUCGUCGAACCACAUGACUGCAUCAGCAGCCGCAUGUUCGCCAUUCAAUACGAGUCCCGCACAGGGAACGUGCACUCUACGCGGGCAGCAUUCGAGCACGCCUUGGAAAGCGAGACGUGCAGAAACCACCCGGGUCUCUGGAUAUCGUAUAUCAGGUUCUGUCACGGCAGAAAGGAACUGAGAGCCAAGGCCAAGAGCGUGUUCUAUCGAGCACUCCAGUGCUGUCCCUGGUCGAAAGAAGUGUUCAUGGAGGCGUUCGUCACGCUGGUUAGAGAUAUGGAUUCCUCUGAGCUUAGGUCGGUGUAUAAUACGAUGUGCGAGAAGAGGCUGCGUGUCCACGUUGAAAUGGAGGAGUUCGUGGACGGAUGGCGGAGGGACCAGAAGGAGAAGGACGAGGCAAGACGGUAACAGGUGCAAAGUCCUUGGAACUAAUAUAUACGAAUAUAAUACCUAGUUAUUCCUUAAUACUAAAUAGUCUCUAAGUGAAAGGCACAUAAUCCCUAAACCAGGCGCCUGCCAUCUAUUCUUUAUUUU
Molecule: messenger RNA, 3705 nt
Organism: Daldinia vernicosa
Lineage: Eukaryota; Fungi; Ascomycota; Sordariomycetes; Xylariales; Hypoxylaceae
Product: DUF1740-domain-containing protein
Exons: 3
Coding region: 352-3579 (1075 amino acids)
Biological process (GO): negative regulation of RNA catabolic process; regulatory ncRNA-mediated post-transcriptional gene silencing
Cellular component (GO): catalytic step 2 spliceosome
Molecular function (GO): protein binding
Source: RefSeq, a predicted model, not a curated record